CCUAAAGAGGAGCGUUUUGCAGGCCGACCGACUAACAGAGUCAGUGGUGUUUAUGAGCUAUUAAAGGAUAAAUGUUCAAUGGGUUUCCACGCGGGCUGGGAGCAGCCACAUUACUUCUACAAACCAGGAGACGACACUGGAUACAAACCCAGUUUCAGACGGACUAACUGGUUUGGACCGGUGGGGCGUGAGUGUAAACUGGUGAUGGAGAGAGUGGGUGUGAUCGACCUUUCACCUUUUGGGAAAUUCACAGUGAAAGGGGAAGAUUCACACAAGCUGCUGGAUGGACUGUUGGCUAACAGCCUGCCGAAGGUGGGUCAGACCAACAUCAGUCACAUGUUGACCCCGCGGGGGCGUGUCUAUGCUGAGGUCACGGUUACCCAGCAUGCACCUGGAGAGUUCCUGCUCAUCACAGGAUCAGGAUCAGAGCUGCAUGAUCUGCGAUGGAUGGAGCGUCAGGUGUCUGAUGGUGGUUAUCGUGUGAGUGUUUUUAAUGUGACGGAUGAGAUGGGUGUUCUGGGCAUCGCCGGGCCGAACUCCCGCAAGGUUCUUCAGAAGCUGACAGAUGAAGACAUGAGCGAUGCGGCGUUCAGAUUCCUGCAGUGUAAAUCCAUUCAGCUGGCCGGCAUUCUGGUCCGGGCCGUCCGGAUCUCCUACACGGGGGAGUUGGGCUGGGAGUUGUACAUGGACAUGAGCAACAUGUCAGCGGUGUAUGAAGCGCUCAUGGGCACCGGACAGGAUGAGGGGAUUGAUAACUUUGGCACAUAUGCCAUGAACUCCCUGAGACUGGAGAAAGGAUUCAGAGCUUGGGGCGCCGAGAUGAACUGUGACACAAAUCCUCUUGAAGCUGGUUUGGAUUAUUUCAUUAAACUCAAUAAGUCUGCAGAGUUCAUGGGGAAACGGGCUCUGCUGGAGAUCAAGUCUCAGGGUUUGAAGCGUAAACUGGCGUUCCUCACACUACAUACAGACCACAUCGACCCCGAGGGCAAUGAAACCAUCUGGCACAACGGCAAAGUGGUUGGAAAUACGACAUCAGGGUCGUACAGUUACAGCACACAUCAGAGUCUGGCGUUGGGUUAUCUGCCCGGGGAUCUGCUGAACAUCGGACAGAAGGUGGAAGUGGAACUUCUGGGUAAGAAAUACCCGGCCACGGUCAGUCAGGAGCCACUGGUUCUCACGGAACCCGCCAGAACACGACUGCAGAAGAAGAAGAGCGAGAGGGAGAUCCAGUGAUGGACUGCUGUUGAAUGUUUCACCGUGUCAUUUAGUUUCUGGUCUGAUGGUGCUGUCAGGAAAGACUUCAUCUGUGAACGUCUUAAUCAACGCUGAAGUCAUCUUUAUGGGUACAAAAGUUUUCAAUGCUGCUGUAGAAACACAAUGUCUUGAUGUUUUACUCCGUGUGAACCAUCUGAAGUGACCACACAUGUGCACAUCAACUGAAAUAAAUCUCACAGUUACACAUCGAAGGAUUCCACUGGUAUUUGAUGAUACGUUCUGUUUAUCUUUGUACUGUGAAGUUUCAUUCUGAAGAAAUACACUUUAUUUUUGACCGGUUUAAUUGUGUGUCUUGCAUGAUUUUUUUGAAUGAAGAAC
Messenger RNA from Triplophysa rosa, 1593 nucleotides. Its product is annotated as dimethylglycine dehydrogenase, mitochondrial-like. The transcript is spliced from 8 exons. Gene Ontology annotation, cellular component: mitochondrion. The record is from RefSeq and is a predicted model, not a curated record. NCBI's taxonomy places the organism in Eukaryota, Metazoa, Chordata, Actinopteri, Cypriniformes, Nemacheilidae. The coding region runs from base 79 to 1233 and encodes 384 amino acids. Gene Ontology annotation, molecular function: protein binding.